Messenger RNA from Oryctolagus cuniculus (rabbit), 2405 nucleotides. It is a transcript of the gene GFOD2, whose product is annotated as Gfo/Idh/MocA-like oxidoreductase domain containing 2. Gene Ontology annotation, cellular component: extracellular matrix. Gene Ontology annotation, biological process: extracellular matrix organization. The record is from RefSeq and is a predicted model, not a curated record. NCBI's taxonomy places the organism in Eukaryota, Metazoa, Chordata, Mammalia, Lagomorpha, Leporidae. Gene Ontology annotation, molecular function: nucleotide binding.
GAAGGAGGGCAUGGCGCGGCCGUGAGCGGGCGCCGGCUUGGCCGCCGCCGCCGCCGGCGCCCUCGGUCAGAGGCGUGGAUAGAUAGAGCUGGAGCUGGAGGGGGCUUUUCUGACCGCCGGCACCCGCGGUGCGUACGAGGGCCGCCCUCCCCAGCCCAGAAAUAAGACCGGUCCGUUUGCUCAUAGAAUUGGAGAAUUUCGGAUCCUGUAAGGACCCAUCCCUUUACAAAUAGGGAAACUGAGGUUCCCUGCCCGGUGCAGAGCAGACUGCCUACCUGUGUGAGCCCGGACGCUCUGUGGAUGAAGGUGUCUGAGGUGUGGAAGCCUCAGACAAAGGGCUCGUCGGGCAGCCGGUCCAGCCUCCCUCAGAAUGAAACGCGACUUUGAGGGGGUGAAAUUUCCGUUUCAGAAACUGACGUUCAGGUGUCAGGCGGGAGAAGGGACCCCCCCACCCCCGCAGUGGGGUGGGGUUGCCUCUGCCAGCCCCUGAGUGCCUCUCGGGAUCCUGGCCUGCCUUUGAGGCUCUGGGAGGCAGCAGCUGGACUUGAAAAGACAAAAGGAGCCAUGUCUGACCAUGCCUGCAGGGAUCUCGGACCCAUGCUGGAGGCACUUGUGAGGAGAUGAGUUGGUGAGCAGAGGCCGGGAUGAAGAUGCUGCCAGGAGUAGGUGUGUUUGGGACUGGCAGUUCCGCCCGGGUCCUGGUCCCGCUGCUGAGGGCAGAAGGGUUCACUGUGGAGGCUCUGUGGGGGAAGACUGAGGAGGAGGCAAAGCAGCUGGCCGAGGAGAUGAACAUCACCUUCUACACCAGCCGGACCGACGACGUCUUGCUGCAUCAAGAUGUGGACCUGGUGUGCAUCAACAUCCCGCCACCGCUCACACGGCAGAUAUCCGUGAAGGCACUAGGUAUUGGGAAGAAUGUGGUUUGCGAGAAGGCGGCAACAUCGGUGGACGCCUUCCGGAUGGUGACGGCCUCGCGCUACUACCCGCAGCUGAUGAGCCUGGUGGGGAACGUGCUGCGCUUCCUGCCUGCCUUCGUGCGCAUGAAACAGCUGAUUGCCGAGCACUACGUGGGCGCGGUGAUGAUCUGUGACGCCCGCAUCUACUCGGGCAGCCUGCUCAGCCCCAGCUACGGCUGGAUCUGUGACGAGCUCAUGGGUGGCGGGGGCCUGCACACCAUGGGCACCUACAUCGUGGACCUGCUGACGCACCUGACUGGCCGGAGAGCUGAGAAGGUGCACGGGCUGCUCAAGACCUUCGUGAGGCAGAACGCUGCCAUCCGUGGCAUCCGGCACGUCACCAGUGACGACUUCUGUUUCUUCCAGAUGCUCAUGGGCGGGGGUGUGUGCAGCACGGUGACACUCAACUUCAACAUGCCGGGCGCCUUUGUGCACGAGGUCAUGGUGGUGGGCUCAGCGGGGCGCCUCGUUGCCCGGGGAGCUGACCUCUAUGGGCAGAAGAACUCCGCCACGCAGGAGGAACUGCUCCUCAGGGACUCGCUGUCCGUGGGGGCGGGGCUGCCGGAACAAGGGCCGCAGGACGUCCCACUGCUCUACCUGAAGGGAAUGGUCUACAUGGUACAGGCCUUGCGCCAGUCCUUCCAGGGGCAGGGGGACCGCCGCACCUGGGACCACACGCCUGUCUCCAUGGCCGCCUCGUUUGAGGAUGGGCUGUACAUGCAGAGUGUGGUGGAUGCCAUCAAAAGGUCGAGCCGCUCCGGGGAGUGGGAAACUGUGGAGGUGCUGACCGAGGAGCCUGAUGCCAACCAGAACCUGUGCGAGGCGCUGCAGCGGAAUAACCUAUGAGCCAGCGUGAGGGCUUCCUGCCCCCAGAACUGUGACAGGGAGCGGGGCUGGAGCAGAGACUGUUUCACCGAGUGAGUCAGCUUAGGCCAGGGUUGGGUGAAACCAAAGGGUGGCCCUGGAAAACCACCCUCGCUGGCUGCUUACUCACUCCUCAGACUUGCAGGGUGGCGAGGGCUCGGGCGCCCUGCUCAGGGCUGGCACCGUGUGUGUGGCCUGGAGCCGCCACCAGGCCUCUCUGUGGUUAUCCCAGUGAGUGUAGCCAGCAAGAGCCUGCCUUGUGGGCUCCUCUGCCUGAUUUGUGGUCCUAACAGGCUGAGAAAGUGCAGCAUGGAGCCUGCAGGGCUGCCCCUUGAGGCCUGAGAAGUGACAAGAAGCCUGCGGCCAGGCCCUUCUCAAGCCAGGGCAUCUCGGGCUGGUGAGGGCAACAAGUCACGGCUAGGGAGCCUCCCCCGUGGCCUGGCCCCUCCGCCAGGCCAGGCUUUCCUACCCUGGUGGGAGGGGGGUCUUUAUUAGGUGACCUAGGGAAGAUGGCCUCUGGGCAGAGAAGAGACAAGGCAGAGUCUAGAACAUCCGACAAACGUCAAUAAACCAGAAAAUAUGGCC